CCAACAAAAUCACAUUUUACAGUCUCACACUCAAGGAAAUUCGAUUGGAUUGGAGCUAGGCCAAUAACUUGGCUAGCUAGCAAGUCUAUGAGAUUUUUCUCCCGAGUUUUGCGUUGUUUUUAAAGCUUAAUCCGAGUUUGAGUGCAACGUUUUCGCUCCGUAUCAUGUUGGAAGUGCUUAUGAAUAAAGGAGUCUGACGUUAGCCAAGGUGUGUAAACGGAUCCCACUUUUACUUAGUACAGUUUUAAAUAUCCGUUUACGACGGCGUUGCCUUCCCCUGGCAAUAGCGCAACUCGAUUUUUGUACGUCGUCUAUCGCUACCUGACGCAGUAUGAGCAGAGAGCUCAACGUGCCCAGGGGCUCACCGGCCCCGGGCAUGUCAGAGCAGGCCCCAGAUGGUGGAGGCGGCAGUGGCAUGGACUACAGGGACUGGGUGCGGCGUAGCUACCUGGAGCUCGUCAGCUCUAACCACCAUUCGGUGCAGGCCCUCUCCUGGAGGAAGCUCUACCUGAGCAGGGCGAAGCUUAAGGCCUCCAGCAGGACCUCAGCGCUCCUUUCAGGCUUUGCGAUGGUGGCCAUGGUGGAAGUGCAACUCGAGAUGCAGUACAGUUACCCGCGCGUGCUACUGGUGGCGUUCAGCGUGUGCACCACGGUGCUGGUGGCCGUGCACCUGUUUGCGCUGCUCAUCAGCACGUGCAUUCUGCCCAACGUGGAGGCGGUCAGCAACAUCCACAACCUCAACUCUGUCAGCGAGUCGCCGCAUGAGCGCAUGCACUACUACAUCGAGCUGGCGUGGGGCUUCUCCACCGCACUGGGCAUCCUGCUCUUCCUGGCCGAGGUGGUGCUCCUCUGCUGGAUCAAGUUCCUGCCUGUGGACUCGGGAGGCGCUGCAUCGGCCGCCGCCGAGACUGCCGCACGGGAUAGCGGCUGGCUGGCGGCGCUGGCGUCUACCGUCAUCAUGGUGCCUGUGGGCGUCAUCUUUGUGGUCUUCACUGUUCACUUCUACCGCUCGUUGGUGCGCCACAAGACGGAGCGCCACCACCAGGAGAUCGAGGAGCUGCACAAGAUCAAGGUGCAGCUGGACGGCCACGAGAGGGCGCUGCAGGUCGUGUGACCGGGGCGUGUGACGGAGGCGGGGUCCUCGCCCAUUUGGAAACAGGGCCGCCAGGUGGCUUCCUUCUCUGUCUCUUUAUUUGAAAAUGUUGACUUUCUGUGCUUUGGGCCUCCAUUUUGUGCCAAAGGCAUCCAUUUUGGAUCUUGCACGUUCACUUUGCAGCUUCAGCUCCGGUUUGAGUUCCUUUUACUGGUGCCGUUCGUGUCUUUGUCCUCACUAGCGAGACAAUUCAGAGCAGCCUUUUCUACCGGUACAAUUUAGGCGGCCAGUUUGUCUGCGCAGGGGGUCACGUCGAAUGUUUUCCCAGGAAAAGGGUUAGGAUGUUGUUUGUGCUGUGUGGUUAUUGCCAUGGUUUCACAUGCUGCACCUCGUCCAAUCCAUCUAAUGAAAAGCGCACAUCCCCCUAUUGUGAGCAGUGUUCAUGCUUUUGUGUUUCGGCCAUGGUCCGCCGCAAAACUUGGAGCAACUGUGAACCCUGUUCAAUGGACUGAACUUCAUCAAUGUGAUGAGCACUCAAAUGUGUUUGAUUGUGGGCCAAACGCAAAACUCUUUUCAGAAGAAAUGAAAACCGGUUCCAGAGCCCCCAACGAGGGUUAGUCAACAUGACGCAUGACAUUUAGAAUAGAACGCCCUUUAUUGUCAUUUUACAACUUAGUUGUACAACAAAAUUCGGAUAGCUGCUCCCUUCCUAAUGCAAACAUACAAAAUUUAAAAAAGUAUAAAAGGAAGUCGAGAAUAAAAGUGAAAGAUCUUAUUUACAGUAUAGCUAUUAGUCUAAGAAUGAAGGUUAAAAAAUCUUAUUUACAGUAUGUUCAAUGUGGGUAUAUGUAUUAACAUGAAUGAGGUUUGUACAGAAAGUAAAUAAUAAAUAGUAAAUAGUUAUUGCACGUAGUUUUUAAA
Syngnathus acus (greater pipefish) is the source of this 2014-nucleotide messenger RNA. RefSeq names its product ORAI calcium release-activated calcium modulator 2 (gene orai2). The record is from RefSeq and is a predicted model, not a curated record. The coding region runs from base 332 to 1114 and encodes 260 amino acids. NCBI's taxonomy places the organism in Eukaryota, Metazoa, Chordata, Actinopteri, Syngnathiformes, Syngnathidae. Gene Ontology annotation, molecular function: store-operated calcium channel activity. The transcript is spliced from 3 exons. Gene Ontology annotation, biological process: store-operated calcium entry. Gene Ontology annotation, cellular component: membrane.